Messenger RNA from Candida dubliniensis CD36, 480 nucleotides. RefSeq lists its product as uncharacterized. NCBI's taxonomy places the organism in Eukaryota, Fungi, Ascomycota, Pichiomycetes, Serinales, Debaryomycetaceae. The transcript has a single exon. Bases 1 to 480 code for a protein of 159 amino acids. The record is from RefSeq and is a predicted model, not a curated record.
AUGAUAUCUACUUUAUCAUCAUCGAUAACAACUUCCACCCACAAAUUGGAAAAUCCAAUAGAUUCACAAAGAAAAAGACAUAAACAUACAAUGCAAUCCAUGUCAUCUAGUACUCAUCAUCCACAUUUUCAAUUGUCUAAAAACAAUGAAAAUGUCAACGAUGAACAACAACAACAUCAUCAAGCCGAAUAUAUAAGUACUGGAACUUCUUUACAUAACACCAAUAAUGGAACAUUUACUCCCAUUACUCAAACCCAUUCUCAUGAAUAUCUUAUGAUGAUGGGUGAAGAAUCCAAUAGCAAUAAGCUUGAUAUAGAAAUGAUUACUGAAGAUAAAUUUUUCCAACCACAACAGAAUAUUGAAAAACCUAAAUAUGAAGAAUGUCCUUGUGGUCAUUUACAUGGACCUGGCCAAGGAAAUCAUCAUGAUAUUCAUGCUGUUGGAUUAUCUGAUUUCCCUUUAUUAAGAGGUCCAGAUUAA